AUGCUAGGGGGAGGAGUCGGCUUUGCAGCUUCUGCAGCGCAUGGCACCCGCCAGGCUACACGGCAUUCAAGGCGGCAAUUUGCUACGGCGUCGCCAGCUUUACCACUCGCAGGUCCUAGUCGAUCGGACCUGCACUUUGACGUCGUUAUCGUUGGUGCUGGUCACGCAGGAUGCGAGGCGGCUGCAGGUUCGGCGCGCACAGGAGCACGCACGCUGCUUGUGACGACGAACAAACACAGCAUAGGGGAGCUCAGCUGCAAUCCGAGCCUGGGUGGUGUUGGCAAGGGCACGCUGGUGCGCGAGGUCGAUGCACUCGGCGGACUUUGUGGUAUCAUUGGCGACCGAGCAGGAAUACAAUUUCGCAUGCUCAACAAGUCGAAAGGUCCCGCCGUGCAUGGACCCAGGGCACAAAUCGACCGAUCACUCUACCGACAACAUAUGCAGGAAGCAUUGCGGCAAUAUCCGAACCUGACCAUAUCUGAAGCCAAAGUGCACGGUUUGCAGUUGGAUUGGUCCAAUAGAGCUAGCUCUCAUCACGGAAAUCAAGGAGAAGGUGAAAAAGCCAAGGCAGUAGUUCGCGGCAUCGUAACCACCAAUGGAGACAGUAUCAGCUGUAGUCAAGUCAUUCUUGCUACCGGCACUUUCCUCUCGGCCGACAUCCAUCUGGGGCUUGAGUCGAGAUCAGCCGGACGCAUGCUUCCCUUGCCUUCGAUCAAUGACGACCCUGCAUCUGACGGACUGAGCCAAAGUUUGGCUCGAGCAGGGUUUAAGCUUGGAAGGCUCAAGACAGGUACGCCUGCGAGGAUUGCUGCCUCUUCGGUCCGCCUCGGCAGUCCUUGGCAGAUCGGCAGCAAAGUCGAUCCCCGACUAGAGGUGAUUCACGGUGACGCUGCACCAGCAGCCUUUUCCUUCCUCCACGAUGCGCCCGACAUCGCUCCUGCUCGUCAAGUCGAGUGUUGGGGUACGCACACGACGCCAUUGACGCACGAGAUCGUGCGGCAGAAUCUUGACAAGUCGAUACACAUCAAAGAAACCGUCAGAGGGCCGCGUUACUGCCCUUCGAUCGAGUCCAAGGUGAUUCGGUUCAAGGAAAAACAGGCACAUCCGGUUUGGCUCGAGCCGGAAGGUUUACCCGGGACAAACGAUGGAUCAGUUCUGUACCCGAACGGCUUGUCGUGCACACUUCCGAGCGAGCAGCAGGUAGAAUUGCUGCGCAGCAUUCCGGGUCUCGAAUGCGCCGAGAUGAUACGCGCGGGCUAUGGCGUCGAGUACGACCACGUUGAUCCGCGAGAGCUGCGCCACAGCCUCGAGACGAAACGAAUCGAGGGUCUGUGGCUGGCUGGCCAGAUCAACGGUACGACAGGGUACGAAGAAGCUGCAGCUCAAGGCUGCGUUGCCGGUCUCAAUGCCGGUCUCAAGGUUAAUGGCCUCGAUCCGCUUUCUAUCGGAAGAUCAGGAGGAUACAUUGGAACGAUGAUCGACGACCUUGUCAUGCAAGGUGUAGAAGAGCCGUAUCGGAUGUUUAGUUCUCGCAGCGAGUACAGGAUGACCUUGCGUGCUGAUAACGCAGACAAGCGCCUCACACCGCUCUUGCGGGCAGCUUACUCGGCAGCGGUAGGCGAGCAGCGAUGGCAACGUUUUUGCGCGACACAAGCUGACAUGGACCAGGCGCUUGCACUGCUCAAGGCGAAUCGAAUGAGUCCGCAUGGCUGGAUGAAGCAUGGCUUUCAUUGCUCGGGUGAUUCGCACGAACGAAGCGGGCUAGAUAUGCUCAAGCAGCCACGGCUGGGCAUCCGCGAUCUCAUUCCGGUAAUUCCUGCGCUCGCAAACCUCGGCACUAUGGUGAUGGAUAGAGUAGAGAUAGAGGCCAAAUACAUGCCCCACCUAGAGCGUCAAGCUCAAGAGAUCGAAGCGUUCAACAAAGAGACGCAGCUGCGCUUUCCUGAAGGAUUCAACUUUGGUUCGGUGCCUGGACUCAACUCGCAGCUACGUGAGAAGCUGGAGCUUCUGCGCCCUACAUCGUUGGCUGCGCUGAAAUCGAUACCCGGAUGUACACCAUCCAAUUACGCUACACUCUGGCGCUACGCUGUGCAGCUGGAAGAUAGUGAGCGGUCACCCCGGACUAGCAUGUAG
Molecule: messenger RNA, 2133 nt
Organism: Mycosarcoma maydis (corn smut)
Lineage: Eukaryota; Fungi; Basidiomycota; Ustilaginomycetes; Ustilaginales
Product: tRNA modification protein MTO1
Exons: 2
Coding region: 1-2133 (710 amino acids)
Biological process (GO): tRNA methylation; tRNA wobble uridine modification
Cellular component (GO): cytosol
Molecular function (GO): flavin adenine dinucleotide binding
Source: RefSeq, a predicted model, not a curated record